This is a messenger RNA of Coniosporium apollinis CBS 100218, 1944 nucleotides long. RefSeq lists its product as uncharacterized. The coding region runs from base 1 to 1944 and encodes 647 amino acids. Lineage: Eukaryota; Fungi; Ascomycota; Dothideomycetes. Gene Ontology annotation, cellular component: nucleus. Gene Ontology annotation, molecular function: DNA binding; DNA-binding transcription factor activity, RNA polymerase II-specific; zinc ion binding. The record is from RefSeq and is a predicted model, not a curated record. Gene Ontology annotation, biological process: DNA-templated transcription. The transcript has a single exon.
AUGCUCGAGACAAACCAGCAGGAAGAAACCACGGCUUUCCAUGGAAUAGGUACGGGCAAUGUGGGCACAUGGGGCCCACCGAUCUAUUCAGAAGGCCAAGAACAGCGUGAUCACACUGAUGCGAACAUGGGACUAUCUUCGUCGUCGUCUGAGAACAAUUUGCAGUUCCCCACGCUGCAGAACCCCUCGGAUGCGCUGGGUAUCCUGGCACAGGUUGCGGAGGAGGACAAUCCGGCAUCAUCAGUACAGAAUCGGCACUCAAGUCAGGCACAGGGCCGGAUGAUACACCCCGCCAUUCCCGGACUACAAUCGACUACGAGCAUCCCCAGUUCAGCUGCCUUACCGUACCAUCUAGUCGAGAAUGGAUCCUUGACCGUGUCGAAGGUCACCGAGCUGUUGCAAAGAUAUCACACAUUCUACCAUCCUUACUUCCCGCUGGUGCCUCCGCAGACAUUCCACAUUGCACGCCUGGCGGAUACGGCGCGCGAAGAGCCGCAUCUACUCACGGCAGUACUCGUGAUCUCCUCCAAAGAUCUCGUAGAAGAACCUCACUUGUACGACCUUUGCGCUGCGUACAUGAAGAUGCUAGUCUCUGAUCUCGCAUCUGGCGGCGACGGCGGCAUAGAGGCUGUCGAAGCACUCUUAUUGCUAGCGGAGUGGGUGCCGUACACGCAAAGAGCCGCUCAAACAGGCAAGGUUGGGCGAGGAGAAGAGGACAAGGAAUGCUGGAUGCACGUGGGGCUCGCAUUAAGGAUUGGCUACUUCCUCGGCCUGGACCGGACAUCUUUCAGGGUGGUUGAUGAGAACGUCGAUGCCCAGUUUAGCCGGAAGCGCCUCGUCUGGACGGCUUGCUACAUAUCUGACAGGAAGAUAUCUAUCAGGGUCGGGAAAGCGUUCUGGUCUCGCGGCCCAGGGCCGAUGACAUCCCUACGACGGGAGGACUAUCCGUCUCUCAUGCCACAGAAUCCGAACGAUGAAGACUACGCCAGUAUCUUCCAGGCCGAACUGGAGCUCACAGCGCUCUUCAGCAACGUCCACGACGUGCUGUACUCGAAUCCUGGGUCUAGCUUUCGCUCUCAUCUCAGCGGAGGGUACAUCAAGUUCAUCGACGACUUUAGGUCCGCCAUAUACGGGUGGAAGAGUGUUUGGGGCACUUUGACCUGCUCGCCGCAGCUCAAGGCCAUGAUGCUCAUGUCGUACGACUAUCUGCGGCUGUACACGAACGCGUUCGCAUUCCAGGCCACGAUCAGGCGGGCAUUGCCGUCAAAAGAGGACGCCUCGUCGUCCGAGAUGCAACAAUCCCCACGGCGGGUCUUCUUCAAUAAUGUCGCAACAGUUGGCGAUGCGCGCUUCAUCUACGAAGGCCUCGAUGCAGCAAAGUCACUACUGACAACAGCCAACAACUUCGUUGACCCGGAAAAGUCUCUCAGGUUCAUGCCGCUUCGGUUCUACCUCUACAUAGUGUACAGCGGCGUCUUCCUCUAUAGGGCCCACUGCGUAGGCGUGAUGGGUCCCGAAGAGGAAAAGGCAAUUCGAUCCAUGAUAUCCGAGACAGUCUCUCGCUUGCAGAGAUCGAGCGUCGGGAUCCAACAUCUGGGGAGCCGCUACUCCGAGCUACUGAAACUGCUGUGGAAGAAAGUCGAUAGAACCCGGAGGCCAACCACCCGUCCUCAGAACCGUGUUGGGAGGGAGUCGAUUGCGCCGAUCAACCACCCCUCUGUAGCCUCCUCGGGUAUCGCCGAAAGUCCGGCGUUGAGCGACCAGGCGGGCGACUUUAUUGGGUCGUGGACGAAUCUGCCCGCCGUGGGCGACUUCGCCAUGAAUAUGCACACGGCCUCUGGCACCGCGGAGGACGGGUUGUGGGACGGCUUUCUGCCGCUGGAGGCCAGUAGCGCGUGGGACCUUGGGCAGUUCGAUGUUGGGGAUCUCAACCUGACGUUUUGA